GCUGAACCUACAGGUGAGCCAGCCAGUGCGUGGAGUAUGCAGCCCACUCUAGCUGCAGGGGGUGGUGGGCGAUCCUUAGCCCCCCUCGCCCAACAACCUGCUGUCAAAGCAGUGCACGUUUACAGAAAUGGAGACCCCUAUUAUCGUGGCCGCCGAAUGCUGAUUCAUGAGAAGAGGGUUGGCACUUUUGAGGUCUUCCUGAAGGAUGUCACAGGCGGAGUGCAAGCCCCCUUUGGAGCAGUAAGGAACCUUUACACUCCAAGAAAUGGACACAGGGUUACGUCUCUGGAUGAUCUUCAACCAGGAGAGUGCUAUGUGGCAGGAGGAAGGGAAAGUUUUAAAAAAUUGGACUACCUACACAUUGGAGAGAACAAGAGGAAGACAGUAGACCUUCUGAGUCAGGUAUCAUUUCUUUCUGCUAUUAGUACCGGUCAUACCGGUGAGACUUGUCAGGCGAUUUGAUAGUUUCAAAUCUCAUGACAAAUCGCACUCUAUUGUCCGCAAUUGAAGCGGUCUUAUUGGUGGAAUUCUG
Molecule: messenger RNA, 532 nt
Organism: Staurois parvus
Lineage: Eukaryota; Metazoa; Chordata; Amphibia; Anura; Ranidae
Source: the annotation of a GenBank genome assembly